UGCCGGAAGGAACCAUGAGUUGGCACUUCCCCUGCUUCCUCCUGGCCACCGUGACUUUGCCCUCCGCGUGCCUGCAGUUCAAUCCUCGGCCUCUGGAGGAACUGGGCUCUGACAUAGGAAUCCAGGUUUUCAAUCAGAUUGUCAAGUCGCGGCCUCGUGACAACAUCAUCGUUUCCCCCCAUGGCAUCGCAUCCGCCUUGGGGAUGCUGCAGCUGGGAGCCAGCGGCAGAACGAAGCUGCAGCUUGCCAUGAUGAUGAAAUACAAUGUGAACGGACUCGGUAAAAUGUUAAAGAGGAUCAACAAGGCCAUCGUCUCCAAGAAGAACAAAGACGUCGUGACCGUGGCCAACGCCAUGUUUGUGGAGAAGGCCUCUAAACUCGAAGCGCCUUUCGUCGCGAGAAACAAGGAUGUGUUUCAGUGCAAGGUCUGGAAUCUCAACUUUGAGUCUCCAGCCUCCGCCUGUGACUCCAUCAAUGCGUGGGUUAAAAACGAGACCAGGGGUAUGAUCGACAACCUGCUCUCCCCGGACCUUAUCGAUGGUGUGCUGACCAAGAUGGUCCUGGUUAACGCCCUGUAUUUUAAGGGUCUGUGGAAGUCACGAUUUCGGCCUGAGAAUACGAAGAAACGUACAUUUGUGGCAGCCGACGGAAAGUCCUAUCAAGUGCCGAUGCUGGCCCAGCUCUCCUUGUUUCAGAGUGGGUCGACAAGCACCCCCAGUGGCUUAUGGUACAACUUCAUUGAAUUACCCUACCAUGGGGAUAGCAUCAGCAUGCUGAUUGCACUGCCGAGCGAGAGCUCCACCCCACUCUCGGCCAUCAUCCCUCACAUCAGCACCAAGACCAUCGACAGCUGGAAGAGCAUGAUGGUGCCCAAGAGGGUGCAGGUCAUCCUGCCCAAGUUCACAGCUGUAACACAAACAGAUCUGAAGGAGCCACUGAAAGCUCUUGGCAUCAUCGACAUGUUUGAUCCAUUAAAGGCAAAUUUUGCAAAAAUCUCAAGGUCAGAAAACCUUCAUGUUUCUCAAAUCUUGCAAAAAGCAAAAAUCGAAGUCAGUGAAGAUGGAACCAGAGCUUCAGCAGUCACAGCUGCAAUUCUAAUUGCAAGGUCGUCGCCUCCCUGGUUUAUAGUGGACAGACCUUUUCUAUUUUUCAUCCGACAUAAUCCUACAGGUGCCUUCUUAUUCAUGGGGCAGAUAAACAAACCCUGAAGAGUAUGCGGAAGCAAAGCACCAAGCCAACUUUGCUAUGAAGGGGAGACUCUGCCUACAUCUUUCAUAGUUCUGUUAAAUAUUUUUGCACAUUACUUUCUUUUUCAAAAUUAGUUCUUAGGAACAGAGACUCGAUGAUGCAAGCAUUUCUAUUCUGGGACGUAUUAAAGGGGGCAAAAAAGGGCUGGCUGGCUGGAACAUUGUACUGAGUAAUGGUAGAAAGGCUCCCAAAUGUCUAAAAGAUUCUUUAAACUACUGAGUAUUUACUGUCCAAGUCAGGAUGUUUGUUUUGUUUCGUUUAUGUGUGGCUUUUCAGAAGAAAUUUAAUCAGUGCGAUGAGGGGGGGAAAGACAUUUUAUGGUAGCUUUUACUUUUUUAUGAAAAAAAUAUUAUUGGCCUUUUUAAUUCUUUUUGUUGUUGUUGUCUCAUCCAAAGUCUUGAUAGUAAGCAUUAUUUUGGGGGUAGAAAUAGAAAAAUCUCUAGUCUUGUGUGUUUUUGUUGUUCUUGUUGUCGUCGUUUUAUAUAAUGCAUGUAUUCACUAAAAUAAAGUUUAAAAAACUAAUGUCUUGCUAGACAAGGUUUGCUGUUGUGCAGUGUGCCUGUCACUACUGGUCUGUACUCUUUGGAUUUGCAUUUUUGUAUUUUGUACAAAGUAAAAAUAAAGUAUUAUGAGUAGUAAAAGAAAA
Molecule: messenger RNA, 1894 nt
Organism: Pteropus alecto (black flying fox)
Lineage: Eukaryota; Metazoa; Chordata; Mammalia; Chiroptera; Pteropodidae
Gene: SERPINE2
Product: serpin family E member 2
Exons: 8
Coding region: 15-1208 (397 amino acids)
Biological process (GO): negative regulation of plasminogen activation; negative regulation of endopeptidase activity
Molecular function (GO): serine-type endopeptidase inhibitor activity
Source: RefSeq, a predicted model, not a curated record